This is a messenger RNA of Saccostrea cuccullata (small rock oyster), 1590 nucleotides long. RefSeq lists its product as uncharacterized. The record is from RefSeq and is a predicted model, not a curated record. Lineage: Eukaryota; Metazoa; Mollusca; Bivalvia; Ostreida; Ostreidae. The transcript has 3 exons. Bases 7 to 1590 code for a protein of 527 amino acids.
UCAAAAAUGGCGGCCCCAAGGGCAUGGAGAUCCGUAUUUUGUUGGGAAAUGAUGAUUAAAAACGACACAUUACCUCGAGUGAAAUUUCUUCAUCAGCGACUGAAGCCAAAACUGGACAAAUUUAAGCAAGACAUAUCUCGUGUUCAUGCGAGUUCUCGGGUGAUUGACAGGCUAUUGUUUGACCCAUUGCAAAAAUCAAAAGUGUAUGUUUUUGCGACCCAAAAAUCAACGAUGGAUGCAUUUUUAAAACAGCGACACUUUGAAUCAGAAACGCUUUCUAAACAUCGGGAUGCAAAAUCGCUACAAAGAGCGAUGUGCAGUGAUUGCAAAGAUGGUUUGCUGGUAAUGCCCAUUUAUCUAGUGACCGAAGAAGACAUAAAGAACGGUGAAAUUGACAUUGGUGAAUUUGAAACAAACUUAUCAGAGAACUACAGAAAUUCCAUCAAAGCCAAUGCUCUUAUAAUGUUGAUGUUUUCUGUGAAUUCCAAAGAAAGAAUGCAAUUUUACAUUAGAAAAGUUAUUGAAAUAGAUUCAAGUUUACAUGGAGAGGGGGAAUGCAAAGGAAGCAAAAUAUUUCACCUAACGGACCACUUGUUUGUUGAAAUGGUAUCUAGGAAGAUUGAGAACUGGAUGUUCGAGCAACUGCGAACAACUCUCGAUAGUUUCCUUGCUCUCGUUGAAGGCGUAAAGCUACGCAUGCAGCCUGCAGUGAGUGGACUUGUUAUCUUCGACAAAUUUGAAUAUGGCGAUUUGGAGCAACAGACAAGUCACGAAGAUAUGAGAGGAUCUACCGAAAACAAAGAAGACCAGCAAGACAUCAGGUUCUUUAUAGCCCAUGUUGUUGAAAUAAUAGGCGAUAAGACAAUUCAUUCAAUUUUCAGAUGGGAAAUUAACAAACGAGAACAUGAAUGUAACGUUUAUGGUCCAUUCAUGAAGUGUAAAAGCGACAUCACAACACAUGUGUUUGGCUACUUGAAAAGUUUCAUAUCUGGUUUGCUCUGGGGAUUAGUAAGUCAAAAUUUGGAUUUGAAGAAAACUAGCCCCAAGUCAUGGUGGGAAAAGAAUGCUGGGAAAUUGAUUGAUAAUGUGAGUCACGGUGAGAUCUCUAAUGAAAUCUUACGAGAAACAGAACAAUUAGUUUCAACAAAAGAUAUCUUGAAAACCUGGAAGCCUGAGUUGGAAAAGCUUAUCGAAGGAAAUCCAUUGAAAGAUGAUAUUCCAUACGAGGCACACAUAAGUCUCUCUAGAGUUCCUGGUGUAAAAGCUUUUGGAAUUUUGAAUGAAAAAUUCACCGUAUCUGUUGAUGAGGAAACACUAAAAAACAAUUGCCAAGUUUUAAUGGACGUCAAGGAAGCCGUUGGGAAUUAUUUCGAAGUUGACGAUUCCACGCUCAGGCCAUGGAAGAAACCAGUAUUUCACUACAAAGCAGGUGCAUCUAUCAAAGGGGGGAAUGCCGGAAGGCUAACAAUUUUUACUGAGCUGUAUGGAAUCGACAAGAAAUUGGAGGAUUUGUACUUUCUUACUAGUAAACAUGUUGCCCCCGAAGGAGGUAUUUCUGUUUAUUUUGAAACCUGCAAUGAAUCACUGUAG